AUGUAUGGCAACGAAUCUACUGCCGCUCCGGCGGCGAGGCAGCAGUUCGAGAUGGACUCCGAGUCCGAGGAUAGAUUCUGCCGCUUCGUCAUGAAGAUGCCACCGAAAGCUGAAGGCAUGGUCCGACUAUUCGAUCGAGGCGACUACUUCUCUGCCCACGGCGCCGAUGCCCUCCUCGUGGCUCACCAAGUCUACAAAACCACCAAUGUCAUCAAGUACCUCGGCUCCGGCUCCGCUUCGACCCAAGCAGGCCCCUCAUCAGGGCGCGGUCUUCCCUCCGUCCUGAUCUCCAUGACGCUCACGAAAGCUUUCCUCCGGGAAUGCCUCACGACCAAGCAGAUGCGGGUGGAGAUUUACGAAGCGGAGGAAGGUGCUGCUGGACGCCGCAACAAUACUCGCUGGACUCUCGCUCGCUCCGCCAGCCCGGGCAACAUCAGUCAGCUGGAGGAUCUGCUGUUCAGCCAUACCGAUCUCGUCGCCAAUGCGGUCAGUAUGGCAAUCAAGCUGCAUAUGAAGGAGGGGAUAAGGACGGUCGGCGUGGCGUUUGUGGACGUGCAGGAGAAGCUGGUGGGCGUGGCGGAGUUUGUCGAGGAUGAGAACUUUGGCAAUACCGAGUCUAUGUUGAUUCAGCUCGGCGUCAAGGAGUGCAUCAUGCAGGGGGAUGACAAGCGGGCGGACCACGAGUUGACAAAGUUGCGGACGCUUGUCGAGCGGUGCGGCGUCAUUGUGACUGAGCGAAAGUCCGCCGACUUCAUCCCACGCAGUGUCGAGCAGGACCUGAACCGUCUCCUUGAUGAGCGCUACCGCGGUGUCACCCUUCCCGAAUUUGAACUCAAACUCGCCAUGGCCUCACUCGCCGCACUCAUCAUCUACCUCUCCCUACUCUCCGACCUCUCCCUCCACGGCAACUUCCGCCUCCACAAGCACGACCUCUCCCAAUUCAUGAAGCUCGACGCAUCGGCUCUGAAGGCGCUCAACCUGAUGCCGAACCCGCAGGAUGUCGGAGGAGGAAAGAACAUGAGUUUGUUCGGACUGCUGGACAAGUGCAAGACGAGUCAGGGGAAAAGACUGCUGCAGAGGUGGUUGAAGCAGCCUCUCGUCAACCUGCACGAGAUCACUACUCGCCAGCAAGUCGUCGAGGCAUUCUUCGACGACGCGGGAACUCGACGAACGAUGCAGGAUAGCCACCUCAAGGCCAUGCCCGACUUCCACCGGAUAUCCAAGAAGUUCCACCGCCGGGUCGCAUCGCUGGAGGAUGUCGUGCGAGUCUACCAGGCGAUAGCAGCCCUUUCGCGGAUGAUAACCAGCCUGGAGGCCAUCCGACCCCUCGACCCCGCCGCAACCAUUUUGAUAGAGGAGAAAUACCUCGUUCCCCUCCGAGAACACGCCGAGAAGCUGCAAACCUACACCGACAUGGUGGAAGAAACGGUCGACCUUGACGCCAUGUCUCGCCACGACUUUAUCCUCAAGCCCGAGCUGGAUACUGAAUUGCAACGUCUCCGGGACGAGCUCUUGGACGUCAAGGAUGGUCUGGAUGCUGAGCACGACCGGGUGGCGAGUGACCUGAAUGUGGAGAAGGACAAGAAGCUGCAUUUGGAGAAUCACCAGGUGUACAAGUAUUCAUUUCGGAUCACCAAGGCGGAGGCCGGCUCGAUCCGCGGCAAGAAAGGCUACUCGGAUCUGGCGACCCAGAAGAGCGGGACGAUCUUUACAACGUCCAAGCUGCGCGACCUGAGCGAGAACUAUACCCGCUUAUCAAAAGAGUACGACGAUAAGCAGAGACACCUAGUGAAGGAGGUGGUCAGUAUCGCUGCGAGCUAUACGCCGGUGUUGGAGGCGCUGGACGACUUGAUUGCGGCGGUCGACGUCACAGUCAGCUUCGCUCAUGUGGCGGCAUCUGCGCCGACAGCGUACGUCAAGCCAAAGUUGUCAGAAAAAGGGACUGGAGACGUGGUGGUCACCGGAGCGAGGCAUCCCUGCCUCGAGGUCCAGGAAGAUAUCGACUUCAUCUCGAACGACCAUGAGAUGCGAAAAGAUGCGAGCGAGUUCAUUAUCCUCACAGGACCAAACAUGGGCGGCAAGUCUACCUACAUUCGCCAGAUCGGCGUCAUUGCACUCAUGGCCCAAAUCGGCAGCUUUGUACCCGCGGACCAGGCUGAACUGCCCAUCUUUGACUGUAUCCUCGCUCGAGUUGGGGCUGGCGAUAGUCAAUUGAAGGGAGUCAGUACGUUCAUGGCGGAGAUGCUGGAGACUGCUACCAUCUUGAAGUCCGCAACGAAAGACUCGUUGAUCAUCAUCGACGAGCUUGGACGCGGGACUUCGACCUACGAUGGAUUCGGCCUAGCUUGGGCUAUCUCAGAACACAUCGCUACCAAAAUCCGCGCCUUCUGCCUCUUUGCAACCCACUUCCACGAACUCACCACCCUCGACCAGAAUCUCGGAUACGUCAAGAACCUGCACGUCGAGGCUUUGGUCCAGCAGCGGAAAGGUGAAGACGGAACGAUUAGCAAGCAGGAACGGGACAUCACACUACUGUACAAGGUCAAAGAUGGUAUCUGCGACCAAAGUUUCGGUAUCCACGUUGCGGAGCUUGCCAACUUCCCGGAGAGCGUGGUCAAGCUUGCCAAGCGGAAAGCGGAAGAGCUCGAGGACUUUGGUGACGGCACAUCGGACGACAUAUUUGCCAAGCAUAGCAAGACGGAGACCGACGAGGGGACCGCGCUCAUCAAAGAGUUCCUUCACGAGUGGAAGGCCGGCGUGGACGCCACAACAGACGAUGGGGACGCCAAAAUGGAACUGAGCGAAGAGGAGCAAGUCGAGCAGCUGAGAAGAGUGGCAGAAAAGUACAAGGAGCGGUUUGAAGCGAGCACCUGGAUCAGCGAUGUGCUUGCCGGUUUCUAA
Molecule: messenger RNA, 2901 nt
Organism: Dioszegia hungarica
Lineage: Eukaryota; Fungi; Basidiomycota; Tremellomycetes; Tremellales; Bulleribasidiaceae
Product: putative DNA mismatch repair protein MSH2
Exons: 18
Coding region: 1-2901 (966 amino acids)
Biological process (GO): mitotic recombination; mismatch repair
Cellular component (GO): MutSalpha complex; nucleus
Molecular function (GO): mismatched DNA binding; ATP-dependent DNA damage sensor activity; ATP binding
Source: RefSeq, a predicted model, not a curated record